AUGCACAUCUACCGCCGACAGGCCCGCAACCUGGCCUGGUACGACGAAGAAGGCGAAGCCUCGUCACAUAACCCAUUCAAGAAAUUCCGCCGCUCACCCCGGCGCUCGAACUCCGUCCAACUCGAAAGCAGAAUGCCCGGCCACCGCAGUCUAGAUAUCCGCAUGUCAGAAGACACGCGCCGCAGACUCGACAUGAACAACGGCCUCGGCGGCCCAGAGUACGCAGGCACAUUUCCCCCAGAGUCGGCUGGCAGUGACCAAGGCACACCCAAAUCACCACCUGAGCCGUCGAUGGAGAGCCAUGAUCCGAUUAAUGUAUCGCGCGGCAUGGACGAGUCCACUGAUUCGACAAAGCCGCGCAUGCGCAAGGGUUUCCUGGGCAAGUUCGGUCAUGGCGAUCAAGUCGAUGACUUGGAAGAUAAGAAGUCUAUUUCCGGGACGCAGAAGUUUACUUUUGCGUCGCAGUUGCGGGCUACUAUCUUGAACUCGUGGAUUAAUGUGUUGCUUGUUGCUGCGCCUGUUGGUAUUGCGCUUUAUGCCGUUGAUGCGAACCCGAUUGCUGUUUUCGUGGUGAACUUCAUUGCUAUCAUUCCUCUUGCUGCGAUGCUCAGUUUCGCUACUGAGGAAAUUGCCCUGCGGACUGGUGAGACGAUUGGAGGGUUGUUGAAUGCUUCUUUUGGUAACGCGGUUGAAUUGAUCAUUUCCAUCAUUGCUCUGGUCCAGCGCAAGGUUCUCAUUGUGCAGACUUCGCUGAUUGGAAGCAUGCUUUCCAACCUGCUACUUGUGAUGGGAAUGUGUUUCUUCUUCGGUGGCAUUGAUCGCAUGGAGCAGCAUUUCAAUGUGACUGUUGCCCAGACCGCUGCCAGUCUUCUGGCUUUGGCUGUUAGCAGUUUGAUCAUUCCAACUGCUUUCCAUAAGUGGUCUGACGCUUCUGAUGGCGAUCAGACUGCGCCGCUGUCUCGUGGAACUAGUGUUCUCCUGCUUAUCGUUUACGGCUGUUAUCUCUUCUUCCAGCUGAAGUCUCAUGCUGAGAUGUAUAACCGGCCCAGUCCUAAGGUUGAGCGUCGCCGUGCCCGUGUCUUGGAGGGUGAUGCUAGCCGGGGUAUUGCGCAGAUUGGCAAGAUGACUGCUGCGCCUCUGGUUGGUCAGAGUCGUGAUCAUAUGCAGAUGGAGGAUCCUGAGGAUGAGCUUGAGGAGCCCCAACUGUCUAUCUUCACGGCUGUUCUGACGCUGGCUAUUUCUACUGGAUUUGUUGCUGCUUGUGCUGAGUUUAUGGUUUCCUCCAUCGACGCUCUCACGGCCACAGGAAACAUCGGUGAAACAUUCGUCGGAUUGAUCCUUCUCCCUAUCGUCGGUAACGCAGCUGAGCACGCCACCGCCGUGACAGUCGCCUGCAAGGACAAGAUGGAUCUAGCAAUCGGUGUUGCCGUUGGCUCCAGUAUGCAGAUCGCGUUAUUGGUUCUGCCGCUGAUUGUGGUUCUUGGAUGGAUCAUUGGUAUUGAGGAUAUGACCCUCAACUUUGAUGGAUUCCAAGUCAUCACCCUGUUCAUGUCCGUGCUUUUGGUCAACUACCUCAUCGGAGAUGGCAAGUCCCACUGGCUGGAGGGUGUCUUGUUGAUGAUGAUGUAUUUGAUUAUCGCUAUUGCGGCUUGGUUCUUUACAUAG
Molecule: messenger RNA, 1665 nt
Organism: Penicillium antarcticum
Lineage: Eukaryota; Fungi; Ascomycota; Eurotiomycetes; Eurotiales; Aspergillaceae
Product: hydrogen/calcium exchanger domain-containing protein
Exons: 4
Coding region: 1-1665 (554 amino acids)
Biological process (GO): intracellular calcium ion homeostasis; calcium ion transmembrane transport
Cellular component (GO): fungal-type vacuole membrane
Molecular function (GO): calcium:proton antiporter activity
Source: RefSeq, a predicted model, not a curated record